Molecule: messenger RNA, 5134 nt
Organism: Teleopsis dalmanni
Lineage: Eukaryota; Metazoa; Arthropoda; Insecta; Diptera; Diopsidae
Product: receptor-type guanylate cyclase Gyc76C-like
Exons: 16
Coding region: 159-4907 (1582 amino acids)
Biological process (GO): cGMP biosynthetic process; receptor guanylyl cyclase signaling pathway; intracellular signal transduction
Molecular function (GO): protein kinase activity; guanylate cyclase activity; peptide receptor activity
Source: RefSeq, a predicted model, not a curated record
AUAAAUGUAAACAACCGAAUCUUAGAUAUUGGCCUUCCCCACUGCACCAUAGAAACGAUAUCAGAAAUAGUUAUAAAGUGACUUAUAACAAUAACAACAUCGCAGGAAAAAAUUCCAGCUCAUAGGUGUCGCGCUGAUCGGCCCCGGCCUAAGGGGCCAUGACGCGUUGGCCCUUUAAUUUGCUUCUAUUGCUCUCGGCGGCAGUGUUUAUUGUCCCGGGUGUCAUGACAGUGCGUGAUAGUAUGAAUCGUACAGUACUUAGUGUUGGUUAUUUAACAGCAUUAACUGGUGAAUUAACUGACAAACAAGGGCUAGCGAUAUCAGGUGCAUUAACUUUGGCUUUGCAUGAGAUUAAUAGCGACAAUAAAACAUUGCCAAACGUUGUACUAGAUCUGCGCUGGAAUGACACCAAGGGUGAUACGGUACUGGCUACUAGAGCUAUAACCGAAAUGAUAUGUGAUGGCAUUUCAAUUAUAUUUGGGCCAGAAGGUCACUGUUUUGUUGAGGCGAUUGUAUCGCAAAGUCGUAACAUUCCAAUGAUAUCAUAUAAAUGUGCUGAAAACAGGGCUUCUUCUAUACCAACAUUUGCGCGCACGGAACCACCGGAUACACAGGUUAUUAAGUCAGUGAUAUCGUUGCUACGCUAUUAUGGUUGGAGAAAAUUUUCGAUAUUGCAUGAUGAGCUGUGGACGACAGUUGCAGAUUUACUCAAGGAACAAGCAACGAAACGCAAUAUGACAAUUAAUCACAAGGAAUCGUUUAUAGAUAAUAAAGCCAAAUGCUGUGAAUUGAUGUUGUCAUGUUGCCGGACUGGCUUUUGGUAUCAGAUUGUUCAGAAUACCAUGAAUCGAACACGUAUUUAUGUUUUUCUUGGUACUGCAUCAUCCUUGGUUGAUUUCAUGGCUUCUAUGGAUACGGCAAAUCUUUUCUCAAAAGGUGAAUACAUGGUCAUAUUUGUUGACAUGAUGACCUACACACCAAAAGAAGCCGAAAAAUAUCUACGUAAGCCUGACCAAGUCGAACGCAUGACAAUUUGUCGCGAACCGGAAAAUUUUAUGCAAUUGGCACGUAGUUUAUUAGUCGUCGCAUCUACCCCGCCCACUGAAAGUUAUGAAAAUUUCACAGCUAAAGUGCGUGAAUACAAUUCACAGAAGCCGUUUAACUUUCUAACGCCGCACUUGUUUUAUAGCAAAAAAUUUCUUAAGUUUGUUUCUAUAUAUGCCGCCUACCUCUAUGAUUCCGUUAAGCUCUAUGCCUGGGCGUUGGAUAAGCUUCUACGACAGGAGGAACGCAUAUUAACGGAUGAUGUGAUAUUUGAUAUAGCUAGUAAUGGAACUAGAAUAAUCGACACAAUUAUUAAAAAUCGUACUUAUAAAAGUGUUACUGGUGCAACAAUUAAAAUAGACCAAAAUGGAGAUUCCGAAGGAAAUUUCUCAGUACUCGCAUAUAAACCAUAUAAGCACUUUUUUCGUGAUAAUUUAUCCUGCAAUUAUCAUAUGGUACCUGUUGCCUAUUUUCAACAAGGAGAAGAUAUUCCAGAAUACAAAUUAAUAAAUGGUUCUGUUCGUGUUGAUUGGCCCUCUGGCGGAGAUUGUCCUAAUGAUCAACCAAUUUGUGGUUUCGCAAAUGAAUUGUGUAAAAAGGAUGAUCGACAUAUAACAUCCGUAGUUGUUGCAGUUAUACUUGGCUUACUUCUGUUUUGUGCCGGUGUUGUAACAAUGAGUAUUUAUCGUAAAUGGAAAAUAGAGUUAGAAAUUGAGGGUUUGCUGUGGAAAAUCGAUAUAUCAGAAAUAAAAGGUUAUCCUCGCAACGAUAUCGUGUCAUCGCCUAGUAGAUUGAGUUUGGCUAGUGCUCAAUCUCUUGGAUCGCGUUGCUCGUAUCACUUUUUCACAGCAACAGCGCAACUACGAGGAGCAGUUGUACGCAUAAAAGAGUUGAAAUUUAAUCGCAAAAAGGAUAUAUCCAGAGAAAUAAUGAAAGAGAUGCGUCUACUUCGAGAACUACGACAUGAUAAUGUAAACAGUUUUAUUGGAGCAUGUGUGGAACCAUCAGCAAUAUUACUAGUCACUGAUUACUGUGCCAAGGGCAGUUUAUAUGAUAUCAUCGAAAACGAAGAUAUUAAAUUGGAUGAUUUAUUUAUUGCUUCGUUGAUACACGACUUAAUUAAGGGAAUGAUUUACUUGCACAAUUCUUCGUUAGUCUAUCAUGGAAAUCUCAAAUCAUCCAAUUGUGUUGUGACUUCACGUUGGGUGCUACAACUAACCGAUUUUGGAUUACACGAUCUGCGACAUUGUGCUGAGAGUGAAUCAAUUGGAGAGCAUCAGCAUUAUAGAAAUCAAUUUUGGAAAGCACCCGAACUUUUGCGUAAUUCACAUAUUUAUGGCUCUCAAAAGGGCGAUGUGUAUGCAUUUGCCAUAAUUAUGUAUGAAAUUGUUAGUCGUAAGGGUCCAUUUGGGCAAACGGAUUUCGAACCAAAGGAAAUUGUUGAUUUAGUUAAAAAGCAACCAUUGAAGGGUGUUGAUCCAUUCCGUCCUGAGUUGAAGUACAUUAUUCAAAAUGAAUUAUGCCCAGAUUACGUACUGAGCUGUAUUAAAGAUUGUUGGGAUGAGGAUCCAGAUGUAAGGCCAGAUUUUUCAACUAUACGUACUCGUCUGAAAAAGAUGCGAGGUGGCAAAACCAAAAAUAUAAUGGAUCAAAUGAUGGAAAUGAUGGAGAAAUACGCAAAUAAUUUGGAAGACAUUGUCUCAGAGCGUACACGUUUACUUUGUGAAGAAAAGCGAAAAACUGAAGACUUGCUGCAUCGCAUGCUACCACAAACAGUUGCAGAAAAGCUUACAGUGGGCCAAGGCGUUGAACCAGUUUCAUUUGAUUUGGUUACCAUAUAUUUCAGCGAUAUUGUUGGUUUCACGUCAAUGUCUGCCGAAAGUACACCACUGCAAGUGGUGAAUUUCUUGAACGAUCUCUACACUGUGUUUGACCGCAUUAUACGUGGUUAUGACGUUUACAAAGUAGAAACUAUCGGUGAUGCUUAUAUGGUGGUUUCUGGGUUACCGAUUAAAAAUGGUGACCGUCACGCUGGUGAAAUUGCUUCAAUGUCACUGGAGCUUUUACAGGCAGUUAAACAGCAUCGAAUUGCACACCGUCCCAACGAAACACUUAAGCUACGUAUAGGCAUGCAUACUGGACCUGUAGUUGCUGGGGUUGUAGGUUUAACGAUGCCUAGGUAUUGCUUAUUUGGUGAUACUGUUAACACUGCUUCACGUAUGGAAUCAAACGGAGAAGCACUAAAAAUCCAUAUCUCCUCCAAGUGUAAAGAAGCGUUAGACAAACUAGGUGGCUACAUUACAGAAAAACGUGGGUUGGUUGCUAUGAAAGGAAAGGGUGAGGUAACAACAUAUUGGUUAGUUGGUGCCACCGAAAAAGCCAUACAAAAGAAACCUGUUGAUAUGACAGAUAUGCCCCCACCAUUGUUCUGUCGUCCACGUAGAAGUCCAAAGUUGAAUAGUGAUUCCCGACAGCCUAGUAUUAUUGGUAUGCAUUACUAUGGCGCUGGUUCUAGGCGGCAGUCAAGCGUACCUCGUGCAGAUGUUGAAUCUACAUGCAGCCUACAAGGUUCAACAUAUUAUGUACCACGUGAAUCGCCACGUUUACCAUUAAAGCGCUAUGAACGGCCUUCACUAAAUGGACUUAGUGGUAUUAUUAGUGGUGGUAAUAGCAUUGCAGAUCGUAUCAGUUACUAUGGAGGUGGAAUUGGUGGUGGAGGAGGCAUUAUUUUUAAUGUCGGUAGCGGUGGUGGCGCUUCUACUGUAUAUGAAUCAACGCAAGCGUCACAUAAUACAUUGGAUCAUUCCGAAAUAAAUGAAACAAACUGUGAUAGUACUGGCGGUGGCAACAAUAAUAAUGGUCAGAUAGUACCACUAUUGACUGCUGGUAUGCGUAACUCUCUAUCGCCAAAACCCUUGGCCAUGGUGCGUCCUCAUCGUAUUAUUGAAUCACAACUGCCGUCAUCCUCAUCAACUCAGGAAAUAUUUAGAAGAGCACUAAAUGACGGUUUAAGUGCAACCCAAACAGCUCUUUUACGUGAGUCCCGAUCACUUGAUAUGAUGCCGAUGCAAAUACAAUUACGUAAACGUCAGGAAACUACAAAGUUGCCUCCGUCCAAACUCUCCAAGAAUAAUUCACGUUCAUUAGACUUUGGUGUUUCAUUGACUAGUGAUGAAAACCCAACAGCCACCACAACAACAAAAGCUACAAACACCACUACAGGAACAGCACCACAUGCCGAGAGCGAAGAUUUACAAAUCGACGAUUUUGAUGAUAACAUAAGUUUACUGAUACGCGACAAUGGUGAUCUCCGUGCACGACAUUCUGUCAUUUUGCCUUCUUCGAUAACAGUGCCAACUUCUUCAAUGCUAUUAAAUCGUCGUCGUAGCGGUGGAAGCAGUUACAUCGGCACUGGAAGUAGUGGAGCUAAUUUAAUGCCAUAUAAACAUUACAACAACAACUGUAAUGGCGGUAUGACAAUUGAAGAAGAUGUACAGUCACCGCUUUUACAGCGGCAAUCGUCUCUCACUACACCGCCUGAUGAAAUUUUAGCGCGUUCGAAACGUUGGCGUUCGCUUGAAACCAUUGAACACCACAGCGGUAACAGUGUUAGUUAUGCAGCCGAUAUAGAUGGCAAUAGUGAUGCUGGAGGUACGGGUGGACAGCAGCCGAAUUCCACAACGUCGCAACGUGGACUUGGUAAAAAGGCGACUUCGUGGCUGGUAAAUUUUUUCCAAGGUAAUGGCAUACGUACAAAUGAUGCAUCACUGCGACGUGUGGGCAUUUUACCAACCGGCGUACGAGGCGUACCUGGUUUUGCGGAAAUGCCAACAAUACCGCGUGAUCGUGAAAGUAUUGUUUAGGUUUGUUAUUGUGUAAAAAUUGUAAAAGAAUUAAAAUGGCAGGGAACAUGUUAGGAAAAAUUAGAAUUUUGAUCAUAAAUGUUUUUAAUUAGUAUGUGGAGAACAUUGCAGAAAACUAAAGCUGAGAUAAGCAACUACGAAUUACGAAAAGUGUUGCAAAGUAAAUUUUUUUUGUAGUAUUUUUUUUACUGCAAAAAAUGUAGUUAAUUUAUUUCUAUUUUUUUAAG